Messenger RNA from Syngnathus acus (greater pipefish), 1662 nucleotides. RefSeq names its product solute carrier family 35 member C1 (gene slc35c1). Gene Ontology annotation, cellular component: Golgi apparatus. The record is from RefSeq and is a predicted model, not a curated record. Gene Ontology annotation, biological process: protein O-linked glycosylation via fucose; GDP-fucose import into Golgi lumen. Gene Ontology annotation, molecular function: antiporter activity. The transcript is spliced from 3 exons. The coding region runs from base 153 to 1205 and encodes 350 amino acids. NCBI's taxonomy places the organism in Eukaryota, Metazoa, Chordata, Actinopteri, Syngnathiformes, Syngnathidae.
AACUGAGUAAGUUACCCCGGAAACGAGGGAAACUCUGAGUUAUCCGUUCCAGAAAGAGAGGUAACCUAAACUCUGGGUCAGUUACAGGUCUACAUAAGGACAUCCAAUCAAGUAGAAUAAGGACGCAGCUGAAGCGGUCCAGUAUUUUGAGGAUGGCUGGUGUGGAAAUGGUGGACCGAGAUGGACUCGGGGAGACCUUCGUUCUCCGGGCUGCCAGGAUAGCAGCUGUAGUAGCGCUGUACUGGUUCAUCUCCAUAACAAUGGUGUUCCUCAAUAAUCACCUACUGGACAACCGCGACCUGGACGCUCCUCUGUUUGUGACAUUCUUCCAGUGUGUUGUGACUGUGGGGCUCUGCUGUGUGAUGCAGUUGUUGUCCUCCGUGUGGCCGUCAUUGAUCGACUUCCCGUCGGUCAAAUUUGACAUAAAGACGUCCCGCGAAGUUCUGCCCCUGUCGGUGGUCUUUAUCAGUAUGAUAACCUUUAACAACCUGUGCCUAAAACAUGUUGGAGUGGCCUUUUACACCGUGGGACGUUCUCUAAGCACUGUAUUUAAUGUCUUGCUGUCAUAUGUGAUACUGCAACAGGCAACUUCCUUCAAAGCCAUGUGGUGCUGUGCGAUCAUUCUUGGUGGAUUCUGGCUUGGUGUAGACCAGGAAGGCCUGGCAGGCUCCCUCUCCUGGUCAGGUGUCUUUUUUGGUGUGGUCGCCAGUGCCUGUGUGUCUCUCAAUGCGAUACUCACAAAGAAGGUGAUGCCUGCGGUGGACGGAAACAUCUGGAAACUAUCCUACUAUAACAAUAUCAAUGCGUGCGUCCUCUUUCUCCCACUCAUUCUUGUGUUUGGAGAAGUGGGACGCAUCGCCAGCUUCAACAGCCUCACUGAUAUGUGGUUCUGGGGCAUGAUGACACUUGGAGGAGUGUUUGGGUUUGCCAUCGGUUAUGUCACAGGACUGCAGAUCAAGUAUACCAGUCCGCUGACACACAAUGUCUCAGGGACCGCCAAAGCUUGUGCUCAGACUGUCAUUGCAGUGAUGUACAACUCUUCCAGUAAAAGCCUUCUGUGGUGGACCAGUAACAUGUUGGUUCUAGGCGGUUCCUCAGCCUAUACAUGGGUCAAGGGCAGAGAAAUGAAGAAAACUCCUUGCAAUUCUCAGAAUUUCACCAAAGAAAAAUUGACACUUGGGGAGAAAGGAAACACAGGCGUAUAGUGCACCUCUAUUAGUGGGGGCAUUUUAAAUGAAUCCUAGAAUUUGUCAUUUUUUUGUCUGCUUUAGAUUAUUUUUACAAAUGACGUGAAAUGCGCCUCUAGUCUUUCAGGGUUUAAUGAUUCAGUGGGUUUCUAAUUUCAUGUCACUUUGUGUAAUAGAGUGAACUUUUUAUGCCUUUGUAUUCCGUGCUAUUAGUGUUACCUUGACAUGCACGUUUAAUUCAAUCCAGACUGAUUUUAUAAGUUUAUUUAUGCUUCACUUUACAAAGCAACACAAUUGAUUGAGCGAUGGUUCUUAUUUGAAAAUCAAAUCCUCAUUUACGCCACUGUAUAUACAUGUAAGUCAAAGUAGAACAUUUUUUGUAUUUGUUUGUUUCAAAGACUGACUCAAGUCAUAACGUGUAUGCCACUGCCAGGGGGUAAAAACGUAUUUCAUAAACAUGCAAAAUAUUUUCAAC